AUGGAUGAACCCAAGGAGAUGCCUACCAAAUCAAUCUUCCGCGAAGUGCGGGACUGGUUCCGGGCUCGGACAAGACGAGAGCUUAUAGCUAUGGGUCUUGGAGCAGCUCUAGCAACCUUUACCACCAUUGUCGUAGUUCGUCGAUACCGCGAGGCACCUCCGGAACCUGUGGUCCCGGUCCCAACACGACUUAUCGCUACUACUCCACCCCAUAGGAUCAGGUCUCUUCCUCCACCUCCCGUAAGUGGAGCUUCAAAAGCGACCAGACUUCCAAGUGCCCCUCCAGUGACAAAGACAAGUGUACCCGAAAAGGUCCAGGUAGACAAGGGUUCCAUUUCAAGACCACAACCUGCUAGGAGAAGGAAUAGAAGUAUGUCGAGAACUGGAACCAAAGAAGGUAUUAAAACUGCUCAAAAUGUCCCCAGCAAGGAAGGUAUGAAGACUGCGCAAGAUAUGGCCACGGCUCGUAAAGACACCUCUGGUAUGAAAACAGCGAGGGAAGAAAGAAAGAAGUAA
This is a messenger RNA of Cylicostephanus goldi, 516 nucleotides long. The record is from the annotation of a GenBank genome assembly. NCBI's taxonomy places the organism in Eukaryota, Metazoa, Nematoda, Chromadorea, Rhabditida, Strongylidae.